Molecule: messenger RNA, 1087 nt
Organism: Chelonus insularis
Lineage: Eukaryota; Metazoa; Arthropoda; Insecta; Hymenoptera; Braconidae
Product: venom allergen 3-like
Exons: 5
Coding region: 58-732 (224 amino acids)
Cellular component (GO): extracellular region
Source: RefSeq, a predicted model, not a curated record
UGCCUAAUAUUUUUUUGAACCUUCCAUUUUUUAGUGCUGAAUAUUUUUUAAAAAAUAAUGAAUUGUAUUAUUGUUUUAUUUUUAAUUGUCAGUAUCUUGAUAAAUGAAAUAUCAACACAAGAUUAUUGUAAUCUUGAAUCGUGUCCAAAUAGAUCUCAUACCGAGUGUAAAUAUAAUUCUGCUCCUGCUGCUGCUUGUGGUGAUCAAACUAUGAUUCAAACAGGAUUAUCUUCUCAACAGCGAGAUGAAAUUGUUAAUUUUCACAAUGAUCGGAGAGCUUUUGUCGCUAGUGGAAAAGAACAAAGAGGAAAUCCUGGUCCUCAACCUCCAGCUACAAAUAUGAAAUCAUUGAUGUGGGAUGAAGAAGUGGCAUCAAUUGCCCAAACUUGGGCUGAUCAAUGUGGUUCUGGCCAUGAUCAAUGUCGGAAUGUUGAACGAUUUGGUGUGGGCCAAAAUAUCGCAUAUUUUGCUGCUUCAGAUCAAUUUAGAAAUAAUUUGACAUCACUCAUGCUAAGCUGGUAUGAAGAAGUAAAGAACCUGGACAACUCACAAGUAAAAGCAUUUGGUAAUAAUCCUGCAGGACAUUACACUCAGAUGGUGUGGGCUAAUUCUGAAUUCAUAGGUUGUGGAUUGAUUAAUUAUCAGAAGGACGGUUGGUUCGCUACUUAUCUAGUUUGCAACUAUGGACCUGCUGGAAAUAUCAUAGGACAACCAAUAUAUGAAACUUCUUAAGAAUUAAAUCAAUAAUAAUUAUCAUGUUAUUAAUAAUAUACAUAACUUUGCAUCAUCUUAGAUAAGAAAAAAAUAACUUAAAUAUAAUUGAUUUAAUAUUAAACACUUGAUGAAUUCCUUCUCGAAAAAACGCUGUGUAAUAUUGUUUUAAUGAACAUUUUAAAUUUAACAGACGUUAAUUGCAAUUUUUGUCGAUGCAAUUCCGUAACUUUGUGACAUGAUAUUUGACGUAAUACCCACAAGGAAAAUCAUUUUUAUUUUAAACAUAAAUAUUUUGACGUAACUUAUUUGUUUUUUAUUACUGUGAAUGUAGUUAACAAUUAAAUUGCUGUCAAAUCAUCCUAAUUUUUAUCAA